This is a messenger RNA of Mus musculus (house mouse), 983 nucleotides long. RefSeq names its product reproductive homeobox 7A (gene Rhox7a). Lineage: Eukaryota; Metazoa; Chordata; Mammalia; Rodentia; Muridae. The transcript has 8 exons. The record is from RefSeq and is marked validated. Gene Ontology annotation, biological process: positive regulation of transcription by RNA polymerase II. Bases 138 to 983 code for a protein of 281 amino acids. Gene Ontology annotation, cellular component: nucleus. Gene Ontology annotation, molecular function: DNA binding.
AUAAUCACCGAGUUCUCACGGAGGGGGUCAACCGUGGCAACUCGGAGAGAAAGAGCGAUGGGUUCACUAGGGAUCCCCAGCGCCAGGGCAGGAGGCACCAGAUCCAGUUCACCUUCACACCCUGGCAAGUGCAGGAGAUGGAGACCAUGUUCCAAGAGACUCAGUACCCAGAUGUGCUUACAAGAGAGGUGCUUGCCAGAAGCAUGGAUGGGUCUGAAGCCAAGGUGCAGAUAAGGUUUAACAACAGGAGAGCCAAACAGAGGGCCAGGGAGAAGAAAGCAAUGCUCAGGAGCACAGCAGGUGCAAAAGCCCCCCUGGUCUUGCCUGCUGGUGAGGAAAGAAAUGGGGAAGAUUCACGUGACCAGUCCUCCCCUGGACUGGGAGCCUCUGCAGCAGAAUGGGGCGGAGUAGAAGGACCAGGGGAACUGGGGAGAAAGGAGAAGAAUGGAGCCAGUCCUUCUGCUGUAGACACCUCUGGCGUCAGGGGUGACUGGACCCAAAAGGGGGCCAGCGGCAGUAGCCAGAAAAAUGAGCGUCGGCCUCAGAAUCGGGUCCCUGAGUGUAGGUGGGGCACUGAGGACGUGCACCCUGUGCCAGUGCUGGUGCCUCGUGCCCAGCGGAGGCAGCGUGUGGGAUCCCGAUCCCGGGGACAGUCUGUGUCUCUAAAGUGCCCCCGCAUACGGCCAGUUUUGGUGUCCACUGUACAGCCUGUGCCAGUGCUGGUGCCCCACCGCCCCCUCCGGGACGGAUUUACAGAGCCACAGCUGCAGGAGCUGGAACAGGUUUUCCAGAGAAACCACUAUCUCCGUGCUGAAGAAGGAAAACAGCUGGCAAGGGGAACGGGUGUGACUGAGGCCAAGUUGCAGAGAUGGUUUAAGAAGAGGAGAGUGCAGUUCAGGAGAGAACACAGUCAGUCAAGGAUGAAUGAUGAUGCCCCACCCAGGACCCACUCCACCUCUCUGAAGAUGGCGCAGGAGCCCUAG